Apiotrichum porosum is the source of this 2643-nucleotide messenger RNA. RefSeq lists its product as uncharacterized. Gene Ontology annotation, molecular function: hydrolase activity, hydrolyzing O-glycosyl compounds; carbohydrate binding. Gene Ontology annotation, biological process: carbohydrate metabolic process. The transcript has 5 exons. The coding region runs from base 1 to 2643 and encodes 880 amino acids. Lineage: Eukaryota; Fungi; Basidiomycota; Tremellomycetes; Trichosporonales; Trichosporonaceae. The record is from RefSeq and is a predicted model, not a curated record.
AUGGUUGUUGUAGAGCGCGAAAUCUCGGGCUGGCAGCUCGCCCCCGGGUCCAAGACCUCCUCUCCUGUCACAUCCUUCUCCCUCACCACAUCUUCUUCCUCCCCCUUCCCGGACUUUGUCUACACGGUCUCCUUCCCUCUUGCCAACGCGGCCCGUGUCAUCCUCACUGGACCGGAUCGCCCGGCUCCUCCACACGACAACGUUGUGCUCCCCGAUGCCCCACUGUCGUUCACCGUCACCAAGCUCGAGGAGCACACGUGCGUCAUUCCCUUCCCUGCUCUCCCAGCGGACGCUCGCGACUUUGACGGCUCGCACAAGCACCGCGAGGUGCGCAUCAACUGGGCGGACAGUGUGCUCCUUGAAAUCUGGGAGGAGGACGGCAAGGGCGGCAUGGUUCGUGUGUGUGGCGACCUCCCCAGCCGAUCAUACGCUCUCACAGAGCACGGUGUCAUGCGCCACUGGUGGAUGGAGCGCGACAACGUCCACCUGGGCAUGGGCGAGAAGGCCGGUCCUCUGGACCUCACUGGCCGCAGCUUCCAGAUCCACGGCUCCGACUCGGCUUGCUACGACGCGUACGAGGGUGACCCGCUGUACAAGCACACUCCCUUCCUGGUGUCUUCCCCGCGCGCUGUGGCUGGCGAGACAUCCAGGUCCACCUACGCCAUCUAUCACACCUCCAACUCGAACGCCCUCUGGGAUCUCGGCCGCCACCACGACGACCCCUGGGGCUACUUCAAGACCUUUACCCAGGACUGGGGAGGCCUCGAGGAGUGGUACCUGCUCGGCAAGGGUGUGCAGCAGGUGACUCGCACGUGGGCCGAGAUUGUGGGCAAGCCCAUGCUCGUCGGUCGCGACUGGCUCGGUUACUUGGCGUCCGGUAUGGGUCUGGGUGAAAGUGAUGAACCUCCUGCCCAGGAAUUGCUGUCGCAGUGGCCUGAAAUGUGCAAGAAGUACGAUAUCCCAUGCUCAGCCAUUCACUUCUCUUCAGGCUACACUGUCGGUCCGGACGGCAACCGCUACGUGUUCACCAUGAACAAGGAGAGGUACCCCGACUUCAAGGGCCUCGUUGGCGGUCUGCACAAGGCGGGCAUCAAGGUCGUCCCGAACAUUAAGCCUUACAUGCUCGACAGCCACCCUUCGUUUGACGGACUGUACAAGUCUGAUGCGCUGUUCUACAGCGACAUUGUCAAGGCCCCCGUCGUCACUCGCAUCUGGUCGUCGGGUGUUGGCGUCAACGGCAAGGGCAGCUGGGUCGACAUGACCAGCAAGGAAGGCCGCCAGUGGUGGGCCGAUGGCGUCAAGAGCCUGAUCGAGCUUGGUGUCGAUGGCAUGUGGAACGACAACAACGAGUACUACCUCCACGACGACGAGUUCCUCGCCCAGAACGACUUCCCCAAGAAGAUGCGCUCCGCAGCACCCAAGGGCAAGGCCACUGUUGGCCUCCUUGGCCGCAUGGUCAACACCGAGAUGAUGGCCAAGACCUCGCACGACACGCUGGUUGCGCUCCAGCCCGAGCGCCGUCCCUACGUCCUUACUCGCUCCGGCAACGUUGGUACCUUCAAGUACGCGUGCGGAACCUGGACCGGCGACAACGAGACGUCGUGGAAGAACCUGCGCGGCUCCCAACCCAUCCAGCUCAACUGCGGUAUCUCCCUUAUGCAGUCGACCGGCUCAGACGUCGGCGGCUUUGGCGGUCCCCUCCCCUCACCCGAGCUGUUUGUCCGCUGGGUCCAGCUGGGUGUCACCCACGCCCGUUUCUGUAUCCACGCCUUCAAGCCCACUCCCGACGACCCAAGCGGUGUGAGCUGCACAAACUUGCCGUGGAUGUACCCCGAGGUUCUCCCUGUCAUUCGCUCUGCUAUCAAGUGGCGCUACGAGUACCUCCCGUACUUCAACUCGUUGAUGUGGGGCUCGCACGAGGACUGCGAGCCCACCAACGCGUGGAUUGGCUGGGGCGACUUUGCGAGCGACCCCGAGGUGUACGCUCCCGAGGUCCUCAACGGCUUCGACGCGUGGAUCGGUGCCGGCCAGCUCCUUUCCGUUCCGGCCCUGUUCGAAGGCGAGCUCACCCGCCAAGUCUACUUCCCCAAGUCUUCCGCGACCGACGACAGCGUCUACUUUGACCUCCACUCGCCCCACGGCGUGUACGCUGCCGGCAGCAAGGCCGAGGUCGCCACGCCACUCGAGCACAUGGGUCUCUUUGCGCGCGAGGGUGCCGUCCUCCCCAUCGGCAAGGACUACCACACCGUCACGCAGCGCGAGGGCCCCGCUCGCACCACCCCGGACGGCGUGGACAUCCAGCUCGAGGAGGAAGGCGGCAACGUCGGCCUGGACGACUUCCGCGGUGUCCAGAUCUUCCCUGCGCCCGCGGGCAAGUCGUCAAAGAAGAGCUACACCGGCCGCUGGGUCGAGGACGACGGCAUCUCCGCCAAGCCCGCCCGCGCCACUGUCGAGCUGACAUACACCUCCACCGCCGAGGAGGUCACUGUCAAGGCCAAGUUUGUGGAGCACGACUUUAAGCCCCUGUGGGGCUCGACCGUGCACGUCUUCCUCCCCCUCGCCGACCGCAGGAAGGUCGCUGGUGCCGUGGAGGUGUACGUCGAGCACAAGGGCAGGCAUGCGUUUGUGGUCACGGUGGAGUAG